CAAAAAUGUCAAAUUAAGAAAAAUAUUUUUUAUAUCUAAUUUGAAUUUAAAAAAUGUGUUAUUAUAGUAAUUACUAACAAGUUUUGCGUGUGAAUUAUUUUAUCUGUAAUGCUUUAAGAGUCAAGGUAUCGAAUUUGAAACGAUGGCAGUAUCUUGGAAUAAAGUUAAUAGAUUGUUCACCAGGCUUUUGGAUAGAAAAUUUGUGCCUUUUAAUACAAGAUAUCUAGCUCAUGAAGCGACUACUGAGAACAACGACAAGGACACCCACUUUGGAUUUCAAACUGUUAAAGCGAGUGAAAAACAUAAGAAAGUUUACGAAGUAUUCGAAAAUGUAGCCAACAAGUAUGAUUUAAUGAACGAUGCCAUGUCGAUGGGAAUCCACCGAUUCUGGAAGGACUAUUUCAUGUUGAGCUUGUCACCCACUGAUAACACGAAACUAUUAGACGUGGCUGGUGGAACGGGGGACAUAUCAUUCAGGUUUUUGAAUUACGUGAAGAACGAAAACCUGAAAAAUUGCCACGUUACAGUCCUCGACAUCAACCCUCAUAUGUUAGAUGUGGGACAGCAGAGAAGCAAAGCGCUCAAGCACGAUCCUAAUAUGAUUGCCUGGAAAGAAGGCAAUGCGGAACAAUUGGAUCUCGAAGAUGAUUCAUUCGAUGCCUACACAAUAGCAUUUGGUAUUCGAAAUUGCACAUAUAUCGACAAAGUAUUAUCAGAGGCCUACAGGGUUCUUAAACCUGGAGGAAGGUUCAUGUGCAUGGAAUUCAGUCACGUUCAUUAUCCUUAUUUUCAAUGGUUGUACGAUAAAUAUAGUUUUCAAGUAGUACCGGUAAUGGGACAGAUAUUAGCAGGAGAUUGGAAUUCUUAUCAAUAUUUAGUAGAAAGUAUACGGCAAUUUCCCACGCAGGAAAACUUUAAAUUAAUGAUCGAGGAGGCCGGUUUCAGAUCGAAUAAUCCGUUCGAAGAGGAGGACGUGGACGACGAGACAUUUUUGCGAAAUUCGAGAAGGCCACCUCCUAGCACUAAUAAUGCACAGCCUACUUUUGAGGACCAAAUGCAGUCGUUCGCUGAGAAGAAAAGGGCGAUAGAAGAACGCACUGUGACUAGUACCGAGAGGAGCAUAAGUAUUUUGCGGGACUCGGAGCAAAUCGGUAUAGCCACUGCGGAAGAAUUGUCGAGGCAACGCGAAAAACUAGAAAAAACUGAUAAGCAAUUGGAUGAGAUUAACUCCACACUAAGAUUCUCCCAGAAACACAUAAACGGUAUUAAAUCGGUGUUUAGCAGCUUGAAAAAUUACAUGGCCGGUCGAAGCGAUUCGCCUAAUUCCACCACAUCGAGUUCGACACCUAGCACUGUAAAACAAUCUACGUCGAAUCAGAAUUUGGAAGAGAAGCUCUCGACGUACGACAGGUACGAUAAUCACCCUGCGACGAGGCUCCGAGAAAGGGGCUACGACGAAGUCAAUCAUUCAUCUUCGGGGAGCAAAGAUUUCAGCGCUCGCCUCGACGCCAAUUUGCAGGAAAUGUGCAGCAACAUAACCCGUUUGAAAGGUCUGGCGUCCGAGUUGGGAACGGAAAUAGAUUCCCAAAACGACCUCAUAGGUAAUAUCACCGAUAAAGCCGAAUUGGCCGACAUUACGAUUACCAGACAAAACAAAGACAUGGCGCGAAUUUUGAAAAAAUAACUGUAGGUUCUGGUAGUUAUCGAAUUUGAAUUCUAAUUGGGAAAUUUUUAACGGUUUAUGUGUGUGAUUGAGGUGUUUACAAUUUUUCUUUAGUUAAUUUUAUUUUGGUCAUAUUUUUUUAUUUACAACAAAUAAUCGUUUAUUUUUUUUUUGUUAUAUUUUUAUUAGCAAGCUGGAAACUUGUUGCUAUUUAGGUAUAAAAAUUUAAUUUACAAUUACAAUGAUAUUAUGAAUGAUUGCGUAUAAAAAAAAUGAAAUUUACACUCAUGUACUAUAUAACUUUGAAUGAACAUUCCUUAUUAUAAAUUUGCAUAUAGUAAAAUAAGAUAUAAAGUAAUUGUUUGUUGCAUGGUGUGCAAAAUAUAUAAGUAUAUUAUAUAAACCUAGAUACUUUUAUCGAAUCGACGCACAACAAUCAUUUUACACACUCAUCACAACACAUAAUUCCCUUUGUAAGCCUCGAUCGCAGCUCCCUCUCCGUCCGGCGAUUUCGCGGCCUCCGCCUCGGCGGCCAACCGGGCGUGUUCGGCGGCUAUUUUCUCGAACAGCGCCAGGUGCUUGCUCUUGGCGUACCGCACGGCCGCCGUAUCGACCGGCGUCGGCGCCCGAUUCGGCGCCUCCUGGUGCUGGUGCGCUAUGGCCGCGUACCGGAGCAGGUGCCUCGCCUUGGCGGCCGCCACGGCGGGCGUAUCGGACGGCAGAUCGGGCACGUGGUAGUUGGUGACGGGAUGGAACCCGUUUUUGUCCGCUAUGUAGUCGACGGUGCGUAUCUGGUGCCUCGGGUCCACGUAGGAGAAGGAACC
This is a messenger RNA of Phyllotreta striolata, 2487 nucleotides long. Lineage: Eukaryota; Metazoa; Arthropoda; Insecta; Coleoptera; Chrysomelidae. The record is from the annotation of a GenBank genome assembly.